Castor canadensis (American beaver) is the source of this 1259-nucleotide messenger RNA. NCBI's taxonomy places the organism in Eukaryota, Metazoa, Chordata, Mammalia, Rodentia, Castoridae. The record is from RefSeq and is a predicted model, not a curated record.
CCGGCCCUGCUACCAUGAUCACCUCUAGGACUCAGGAACCAAGGCACAGGGGACGUUCCGACCCUCCUUCACCUGCUUCUCUGAUGAGCAGCUCCCUCUUCAUGAGAUGCCUGGGGAGGACCUGCAAGUGGAGAGGAGACCCUGCCCUUUCUAAGAGAACUCACAAGAACCCCACCUAUGAAACAACUAGAGAACUGCAGAAGGCUGGAAUGUUCUCCCAGCUCAGAGAACAUCAGAGGGCCCUGUCUAUUCUACAGCUGUCUCAUAGGCUAAGCUGACCGGCCCUCCUCCGGGGGUGGGGCUCCGAGCACUUGGGUGAGAGUCAGGCUGACGAGCGGGGGAGUCCUGCAGCUACUCAGCUCCGGACGCGCCAUGGGACAGCUGAUCGCCAAACUGAUGGACAUCUUUGGGAAGCAGGAGCACAAAGUCAUCAUCGUGGGACUGGACAAUGCAGGAAAGACCACCAUUCUCUACCAGUUCCUGACCAAUGAGGUGGUUCAUACGUGUCCCACCAUUGGUAGCAACGUAGAAGAGGUUGUUGUUCGGAAGACCCACUUCCUCGUGUGGGACAUAGGGGGGCAGGAAGCUCUUCGAUCUACCUGGAGCACGUACUACUCCAACACAGAGUUCCUCAUCCUUGUGAUUGACAGCACAGACCGGGAUCGGCUUCUGACUACUCGAGAGGAAUUGUAUAAGAUGCUGGCCCAUGAGGCACUUCGAGAUGCUUCAGUUCUGAUCUUUGCCAACAAGCAGGAUGUGAAGGACUCUAUGACCACGGCGGAGAUCUCCCAAUUCCUCACUCUUAGCGCCAUUAAAGACCACCCAUGGCACAUCCAAGGCUGCUGUGCUCUCACGGGAGAAGGGCUGCCUGCUGGGCUCCAGUGGAUGCAAUCUCGGGCUACUGCCAACUGAUAUCCCAGCCUGAGGCCAACCAGAAACUCUGGGAGUUCUGCAUGGUCAGCAUGGGAAACCUGUGACUAUUGUGCUACUUUCUGUGAUUCAUUGGUGGGAAAAGGACACCUAUGGACGGUGAAAUUGCCACUCUCCUCCCAAUUGUCACUGAGGAGCUGGACCAUAGACCAUGAAUUGAUGCAGACAGGGCAGCAGAGGAAGCCACCCACCCCCCACUGGCACUUCAUGGCUGCAGGUGUUCUGUAGAGACCAGGGAAGCUGCUGUGUGUGUUGGGGGAUCAGAAAGUGGAGACUGCUCCCUCUUGGCCCUGCCCCUCUCCUUGGGAAGCAGGUAGGGAGUGGCAGAU